CACUUGGCAUGAUUAACUUAUUAUUAUUUAAUUUGAAUAGACUGACAUUCACGCCUUGACUUUUCCAUAAAGACCUGCCAUUUCAGAUAGCCGACCAAAACGAACCCAGUACACUAUGGAACUAGAUGCCUGAUAAAGGGUCUCCGCUUGAAACACUGACUAUACUUUAUUUUCCACAGAUGCUGAUUUCCUCCACAGCAUUUUGUGUGCAUUGCCUGUGCAUGUCCGCCUCUAGUGCAGCAAGUAAAGCCAACUUACUGUCUGCAGAGGAAAUUACUAUAGACUUGCUAAAUAGAGAGGGAAGGUGGAUACAGCUUCAUACGUGGCAUUCCAGUAACCGGGAAUGUCCCUUUUCCAGCCACGCACUUUAAAACUGACGAACAAUGCGAUGCCACAUAUGAUUUCUUGGAUCUGUUUGUACGCCAAUAAACUCACCAGUUAGUCCAUCUGUGGGUUUAUCUUCCAAGUGCCAACCAAGCAAAUAUAUCUUGAGCUGAGACCAAAAUCAAUUCAUAGGCCAGUUUAUUUUUUUGUAGCAAAACGCACAGAUUUAAUGCAAUCCAGACAACAGCAUUCCACGGGCACAGGCGCAACAGCAUUCCACGGGCACAGGCGCAACAGCAUUCCACGGGCACAGGUGCAACAGCAUUCCACGGGCACAGGCGCAACAGCAUUCCACGGGCACAGGCGCAACAGCAUUCCACGGGCACAGGCGCAACAGCAUUCCACGGGCACAGGCACAACAGCAUUCCACGGGCACAACAGUACUCCAGGGGCACGGGCACAACAGUACUCCAGGGGCAUGGGCACAACAGUACUCCAGGGGCACGGGCACAACAGCAUUCCACGGGCACAACAGUACUCCAGGGGCAUGGGCACAACAGUACUCCAGGGGCAUGGGCACAACAGCAUUCCACGGGCAUGGGCACAACAGCAUUCCACGGGCACGGGCACAACAGUACUCCAGGGGCACGGGCACAAUAGUACCCAGGGGCACGGGCACAACAGUACUCCAGGGGCACGGGCACAACAGUACUCCAGGGGCACGGGCACAAUAGUACCCAGGGGCACGGGCACAACAGUACUCCACGGGCACGGGCACAACAGCAUUCCAUGGGCACGGGCACAACAGCAUUCCACGGGCACGGGCACAACAGCAUUCCACGGGCACGGGCACAACAGCAUUCCACGGGCACGGGCACAACAGCAUUCCAAGGGCACGGGCACAACAGUACUCCACGGGCACGGGCACAACAGUACUCCACGGGCACGGGCACAACAGUACUCCAGGGGCACGGGCACAACAGUACUCCAGGGGCACGGGCACACCAGUACUCCAGGGGCACGGGCACACCAGUACUCCAGGGGCACGGGCACAGCAGCAUUCCACGGGCAUGGGCACAACAGUACUCCAGGGGCAUGGGCACAACAGCAUUACUCAGAUACCCCACACCCAUGCUCAUCGCUGCUUAAGGCAACGUUAUGUUGACUGGCCAUUUCAAAAUCCCCAGAAAAACAUUUAUAGCUUUCUCUUCAACCAAGCCCAGUUUGCAUAGUCUCUCUCUCUGCCCGCAUUCCAGGUUUACUUUCUCGUCUGAACCGCCAUACAGGUUAGAAAGGAUGGCUUCCAAUAACAACAGAUCUGACAGUUUCAAGAAGGGGAAAAAAUGUCUUUCAGUGUUCCCAUUCUCGAUCUGUUCAGCUUCCAGGAAGCCAAGGAUGUAUGAUGUAAUUUACUGUCCCACGUGUGGGGAAUCCUGAAUGUACCAGUGUGGCGCCACGCUUGGAGCUCAUAAAAAAUCACCACCUCUUAUGAGCUAGGCAGGAAAGGAAAAUUUAGUAAGGAGUCCUGAACCUCAAUGUUGCGAGUUAUUACUUUUCUUUAAGUGUUUAGCAAUAUGUCCAACCAGUGUCCGAACACAGUAACAUACAGACUGACAGCAUCGCCCUUCCACGUGAACGAGGUGCCCCUGUGAUGUUGUGAUCUGUCAACAAGCUGUGCACAUGUGCAUUUUACCCAAGUUCAGACCAGGCACCCAGAGCACGACCAUUUCCUCUGCAUGGGCACAGCUCUGUCCAAGAGCAAAAUGAACUUUGAAUAAUUAGUUGUUUAAGAUGCAGUCACCACCACCGACAGCAGCGCGCCGUGCCGGUCGUGCAGAUCUAGCAAAUUCCCCAAACUUGACCGGUGACACAGGCGCUCUUUCCCUCUCCAGCAACACAUCGGGCUCGACCGGGCAGUUCAAUCAAAUUAUUACAAGAGCUGUACAGGGAGACUUCGUUCUCCCGGGCCAGCCGCUCCCCCUCGUCCGGGCGGCACGGAAGUGAAGUUCGCAGCGCGCACAUGCCCUCGGUCAGGGAGCACACGAGUUCCCUUCAAGAGUUCCAGGAUGUCCCAAUAACCUCAAGCCCGACAACAAUACCUGUCAAAUAAUGUUAACAGCGGAGGGUUUAAACCGCGCAGUGCUUAUGAUCGGGGAGAUGACGCACUCUAUACACAUUGACCUUUGUUGAGAUGCAGCGUAUUACUCCACAUUUGUGCUUUACUCUUCGUUCGGCUUGACCUAUUUGUGUGAACAGGCGUUCAGCGUCAUGAACAUCAACAAAGCCAGCCACAGAUCCAAGUUAACUGACCAACACCUCAGAUCCAUCCUGAGAAUCGCCACAACAAAACUAAAUCCAGACUUUGAUGCGCUGGCUAAAAAGGGAGACCAACAACACUGU
This is a messenger RNA of Hypanus sabinus (Atlantic stingray), 2724 nucleotides long. Its product is annotated as hornerin-like. NCBI's taxonomy places the organism in Eukaryota, Metazoa, Chordata, Chondrichthyes, Myliobatiformes, Dasyatidae. The transcript is spliced from 2 exons. The record is from RefSeq and is a predicted model, not a curated record. The coding region runs from base 554 to 1489 and encodes 311 amino acids.